AUGCUUAGAAGUGUAAGAGUCUCUGGUAGACGGUUUUACUCUCUGAAGUUCGAAAAUGAGGUGCUUGAGUUCGCCAAUAGGAAAGCCACUGUGAAGUCCAAUCACAGCUGGUAUUAUCCACCGCUGUCGCAGCUCAGAUCGCUGGAACCAAUGCGCAUUCCUGCGUUCAGAUCGAAGUUUGACCAGUUCCACUGGCCACAGAGCAAGCGUGUGGAUGAGGAGUGCUGCCUCGAAGGACGUAUCCAUAGCAUACGGAAGUCUGGAAAGGGUAUGGUGUUUAUGGACCUUGUACAGGACAACUCCAAGGUUCAGCUGGUGCUGAUGAACAAGAUGAUCGGGUGCUCCAAAGACGAGUUUGGUGAAUACGUUGAUCUGUUCAGGAAAGGCGAUAACGUUGUUGCCAUCGGCUUCCCAGGGGUCACGAACGUUGGUGAGCUGUCGCUCAAAUUGACGCAGCAGUUGAAGAUGGCAUCGCCUAUACUGCACCCUCUACCUCCAAAAUUAACAGAUCUGGAGAAGAGACACCAUAACAAAGUUGUUGACUACUUGGUCAACAGCCGUUCAAGGGACCUGAUAAUGGCCAGGAGCAUGAUCUUGCAAACGAUUAGAAAGUUCUUUGAAGCAAGAGACUUUAUCGAGGUGGAAACCCCAAUACUGUCUGUAAACUCCAACGGUGCCAAUGCUACUCCCUUCGUUACCCAUUCCAAGCACAUCAAAUCUGGUGACGAUCCAAUCCCUCUGCAACUACGUGUUGCACCUGAACUUUGGCUAAAGAGACUGGUCAUUGGUGGCUUUGACAAAGUGUUUGAAGUGAGCAGAGUCUUCAGAAAUGAAGGCAUCGAUGCGACUCACAACCCAGAGUUCACCACCGUGGAGUUCUAUCAGAGCUUUACUACGCUGGAACAGCUCAUGGAGCUGACUGAAGGACUUCUAUUGGAGAUAUCGCAGAGGAUGCAAUCCAUGGAUAUCACAAUUGUUAGAGCCAAAGAACUCUUGCAACAAAGCUCCAUAGGCUUCAAGAAGCUGGAGUUCAUACCAGAAAUUGAAAAGGCAACUGGAUUGCCGUUCCCACAAGAAGUCACUGAAUCAUCGCUGCUGGAAUACUUUGACAAGAUCUCACUGCCACGUCCAAGUAUAGCGAGUGUCCCACAGCUGCUGGACAAGCUCUCGUCGACAUAUCUGGAACCCCAAUGCGUUGAACCAACUUUUAUAUACCACCAACCUUCUCAGAUGUCACCUCUUUCCAAAGCAACCACUUUGGAGUAUACCAAUGGUUCGUAUGAAGUCUCAAGACGGUUCGAGCUGUUCAUCCAGGGCAACGAGUUUGUCAAUGCGUACGAGGAGGAGAACUCUCCAAUUGAACAGGCAAGGAAGUUUGCCCUACAACAACAGGAGAAGAACAUCCACCAUGAUGAGGAAACCCCGUUGCCUGAUACCAAGUAUGUUGAUAGCAUGGAGUACGGUUUACCACCAACUGGAGGCUGGGGCAUGGGCAUUGAUCGUCUAUGUGUGUUUCUAUCCAACGAGCAGCGUAUUGAGGAAGUGCUGACGUUUGGCACUUUGCCAGAUGUCGUUAGACAAUGA
Molecule: messenger RNA, 1584 nt
Organism: Williopsis jadinii
Lineage: Eukaryota; Fungi; Ascomycota; Saccharomycetes; Phaffomycetales; Wickerhamomycetaceae
Gene: MSK1
Product: lysine--tRNA ligase MSK1
Exons: 1
Coding region: 1-1584 (527 amino acids)
Biological process (GO): mitochondrial lysyl-tRNA aminoacylation
Cellular component (GO): mitochondrion; cytoplasm
Molecular function (GO): ATP binding; lysine-tRNA ligase activity; tRNA binding
Source: RefSeq, a predicted model, not a curated record